GCGCAGCCGCAGAGGCUGUGGCAGGGCCCGCGGCGCGCUUCGUCUUUCCGCUACCGCGGUCCGCGGGGCCGCCGGAGCCAUGGGCGGGGCCUGGCAGCUCUGCCUUCUCGCGCUGGCGCUGGCGCUGGCUGCGGCGGAGGACUCGGAGUGGGCGGGGGCUGGGGACGAGGCCGAGGCGGUGUGGCCGGAGUCAGAGCCGGAGCCGUGGGCGGCGGGAGUGGGGGCGGCGCUGGGGGCGGUGGUGACGCCCGCGUACCGGGGCCCGGGUAACAACGACACGCGCGCGAACCGGGCGCUGCCUAUCGUGCUGUGGUGGAGCGGCGGCCUCUUCCCGCACUUCCCCGCCGACACGGCGCGCGUGGACUGCGCGCGCGGCUCAUGCCUGGCCACGCGGCGGCGCCAGGUGUGGCGGCAGCGGCGCACACGGGCGCUGCUCUUCUACGGCACCGACUUCCGCGCCUACGAGGCGCCGCUGCCGCGCCUGCCGCACCAGGCCUGGGCGCUGUUCCACGAGGAGUCGCCCAUGAACAACUACGCGCUGUCGCACGCGCCGGGCAUCCGCCUUUUCAACUACACGGCUACCUUCCGGCGCGAGUCGCACUACCCGCUCACGCUGCAGUGGCUGCCGAGCCUGGCCUACCUGCGCCGUGAGCCGCUGCCGCUGCCCGACAAGGAGCGCUGGCGCCAGCGCGGCUACGGACCCGUGCUCUACUUGCAGUCGCACUGCGACGUGCCCGCCGACCGCGACCGCUACGUGCGCCAGCUCAUGAACUACAUCCAGGUAGACUCCUACGGCAAAUGCCUGCAUAACCGAGAGCUUCCCAGCGAGAGGCUGACGGACACUUCUACAGCCACAACAGAGGAUUCUGAAUUCAUGACCUUUAUCUCCAGGUACAAGUUCCACUUGGCCAUGGAGAAUGCAAUAUGCAAUGACUACAUAACAGAAAAACUGUGGCGUCCACUGCAUGUGGGAGCCAUCCCUGUGUACCGAGGGUCCCCAUCUGUGCGGGAUUGGAUGCCUGAUAACCUCUCCAUCAUCCUUGUGGAUGAUUUUGGAAGCCCCCAAGAGCUAGCAGAGUACCUUCACUUCUUGGACAGGAAUGGGGAGGAAUACUUGAAAUACCUAGAGUAUAAGAAGCCAGGAGGCAUUAAAAACCAGUUUCUGGUGCAGAGCCUGAAGUCACGAGAGUGGGGAGUGAAUGAUAUGACUCUGCCAAAUUACCUGAACGGCUUUGAGUGUUUCAUCUGUGACAAGGUAAAUGAACGAAUGAAAGCUGAGAGAGAGCACCGAAAAUCUCACGGAAAAGUGAAAGCUCCCGAACCCCACAUAGCUCAUUUCACACACAUGGGGUGUCCUAUGCCAGCUCCUGGCUUUGGAAAUAUUGAGGACAUCCCUGAAGGAGACAGUUGGAAGGAGAUGUGGCUGCAGGAUUACUGGCAGAGCCUUGACCAAAGUGAAGCCCUCACUGCCAUGAUUCACCACAAUGAGUCGCAUCAGGGAAAGUUCUGGGAUUAUAUGCAUGAAAUAUUCCUCAAGAGGACCAGACAGCACUGACCAUCAUCACAAGAACCCAGUUCAGUUUUGGAGAGUGGGAGGGUAGGGGCUUAUACUUGGAUCCAAGAUCUGCCUUGGGUGAAAAAAACAGCCAAUUUUUGUACCUUCUUCUGGCUUUGGAGACCUGGGUUCAUCCCACACACUACUUCAGCAGUGAGUCCCACUUAUGGCCUGAAGGCAUCCACUGGUCUUCUUGCACAUUCAGUGUCAUUUCUCUCUGACCAGAAAGUAUCAUCUUUUGUGCCAAAGGAUUGUGAACAGAGACCUGAGCUCUGAGGUUCAGCUGAAAUGUCUUCAGUUGUUCAGGGAAUGUUAUCUCCCAAUACUAAGUAUUAUUUUUAUUUUGCCUGUCACUUAAUCCUCCAGUUAAGAUGGAUGUUUGCUUCUUUUUCAUCAGAAUGAUGGUUAAUAUCUAACUGUUAUGAACAGGUAACUUUUCCAAUGAAGGGACUAGGAAAGAUCUGUGCCUGAAGGAAGGGGUUAUGUCUUAAGACAUUUUAAUAUUAAAGCUUUCCUUCUUCAAGUGACUGUGCCUCAAGAGCACUACAUUUCAGGGAGCCUUUUUCUUUUUGCACAACUUCAUCAAGAAUAGUUUGUUUCUGUUAAAUUACCACAAUCUCAGUGGUCUUGGUGGAUGGCUCAUUUCAAAAGUGGUAUUUGUUGCCCUUAUAAAUCAGGUAGUGAUGUAGAAGGAACAAUGCAGUCUAAGCCCAUGCACUGUAUAUAUGUGAGUACAUGUGCAGUUUACAUACUGACUGCAAUUUAGUAUGUGCUAUGUCUCCCUUGAUUAACAAUUAUUAACCCUGCCUGGUUGCACAGCCACUGAGCUGCAGGGGGGCCUGGUGCUUCUCUUCAGUGAUGCCCCCAGUACCACCUGGGCAGGAUGCUAGCUGGACAGGUGCAGCCACAGCUCACAGGUAGCACCCACCAGACCCAACAGUGCACAGGGCACUGGAAGCCUGGGUGUGCUCAGGGAAGCUUGGGCUUGACAGGUUUCCAGUUCCCCAUGCACCACUCUCUUGCUGCCUGGGAUGACCUGGGAACAAGCUGGGUGCCCUGGGAAGGCAGCAGGAGGGCAGCUGGGUGUGCUGGCUGCUAGAGAAGGUGGCAAGAACGGUGUAUGGGGCACUGGAAGCCUUUCAAGCCUGAGCUUCCAGCACCCCCUGCUGCUUUCUCUGGAUAGGGCCCUUGUACACGUAAAGGAAUAUUACUGUAAUUUGUUACAUAGCAAGCUAAAAUACAUGGGAUAUGUUUUGGUUUGCUAUGUAAAAAAAAAUCAUUGAAAUUAAAAUAGCUGCCAAACGCAUACGCUGUUAAUGAAAUUUAAUCGUAACAUGGUGCUGAAUGUGUGGACUGUUACACAAUUAAAUUGUUAAAAUGGGCAAUUAAACCACUAAAAGGGGCAAUUUCCUCAUGUGUACGAGGGCCCUUAGUCACGUGUACAAGAGCCGUCUUAUUCUAUGACUAUAAACAAGUCACAAGGUCAGACUUUUGACAAAAUAUAUAUUCCUAAGCCUCUGUUUACACAGACAGCUUUUAUGUAGCCUUUUCGAAGGUGAGAAGUUUUGCUUCCAUUAAAGUGUUUUGUCAAAGGAUAACAAAAAAUCCUGUAUUUAAAGAAACGCUUUUACAAUAAAAAUUUAAUCACGAAUGUUUUGCGGGUUUUAGUUAGUAUUACAUAUAGCAACAAAAUAGAAUUGAACUACAGACUCACAGAUGUAGCUACAGGAUUAUGUGGUGUUUGAAGAUUUAUAUAAACUUAGGCACUACAUAAAUUAAUUCUGCGUAUUUGUGUUUUGAUGCCUUCCUUGUUAACAAACCAUUCUUGACUGAAAGGCAGCUUAAUACCUUCUUAAACCACUUCUCCUUUAAUUGCUGAGGAUUUGUCUACAUGGGCACACUUAAAAAGAUUAAUCUGAAUAAACUUUUAAGAUAGUUUACACGAAUCAAAUUCCUGCGCUCAUUCAGAAUUAAAGUGCCUUUAAUUCACUCUGCAAGUAAAUUAAACCAAGUUAAGUACAUUUUAAGUCUGAAUAUGAACAUCUACACAAAGGAUCCAUCCAGUUUAAAUAAUCCACUUUGAAGUCACACAUUUUUCAAGUGUCCCUGGGCAGAAAAGCCUACAGUCUUCUUUUACGUGAUUGUAUAUUCCAUGUUAUAACUUGGUUUUAUAAUUGAUUUUGUUGUUAAUAAUAAUCGUCUCUACACCGUGUUAAUCUUUUUGUGUGUGUGAAGUUGUUUGAGAGAUCUAGGUGAAAAAUGUAGGUCUUGUUUUUAGAACAAAAGUGAAAAUACGAGCUGAGUGGUAACAGACUAUAUGUUUUCUAUUCUGCCUUUCAAUUCAGCAGUUUUUCCAGAACUGAGAUGAUUGUUCCAAGACAGGGAAGUCAGUUAAAUACAUUUUCAGUGCUUUGCUAUAACAAAUUUAUCUGCUCUCAUCAGAAAGAAACCUGCAGCAGUUUAUUGUUUUGGGUCAUCAGGGUGAUUGGUUGGAGGGAAUAACUAUAUGUAUGUGCGUGAUGAGUAGGGCCCUGAGAAAAUUGUAGAUUUCUUGUCGAAAAUUUGCAGCACAUGCACGGGUAAAGUAUCAUUUUUCACAGAACAUUCACGGAACUACCAUUGAUCUUGGCAAAUGGGUCCUGGUAGUUCCGUGAAUGUUCUGUGAAAAAUGAUACUUUACCCGUACGUGGGUGGCAGGCAGGCACGUAGCCAUAGGCGAUGGAAGGCCAGAGCUAACAGAGUUUAGCCCCCUCAAAUGUGGGGCAGCGCAGAGGGCUGCAGGGCAGCCUGCGAACAGGUUCCAGGUGGCUGUCGGGGUGCACACAGACAGACAUGGAGCCUGCAUGCAGCAUGGUGUGCCAAGCACUGCCCACCACAGCAGGUAAGUUAGGGAAGGGGAAAGGGCGUGGCAGGAGGCAAACUGAGGCCCCCACAGGGAGGGAGUGGGCAGGGGCUGGAAUGAGUGGGUCCCUAGGGCAGGUUGUGGGACAAUCAGAGCCCAGGAGGCUCUUCUGGGGCCUGGGGGUGGCUUCUGCUGCAUGCACCUAAGGAGAGGCCCGGGGGCAUGUGCCGUCUGGAUCUGUGCAGGGCAGAGGUGGCUGCCACUGUGGGCUGGGCUCUGCCACGCUGCUGCUGCCCCAGUAGCUGGUAGCAGCAGGUAUAUGACAUGCUGUUCUUGGAGCAGCAGCGUGCAGAACCUGGCCCGUAGCAGCAGCCCACCUCCACCAUGUGCACAGAUCCGGGGGGCAUCUCUGCCCUGCAGAUCUGAGCCUCUCCCAAGCUGCGUGCAGUGGUGGAAGCCCCCUCCCUGGACAAGCCACCUGGGCUCCAAUCAUCCCCUGACCCUGCCUCUGCCCCACUCUCUCCUCCCUGUGGGGGCUUCAGUAUGCCCCUUCCCCAACUUAACUGCUGUGGUGAGCAGUGCCAUCUGGCUGCAAGCAGGCUGUCUGUCUGACACCCCCCCCCCCCCCACCCCAUCCCACCCCCCCAGAUGCAGCCACCUGGAGUCCAUGCCUGGGCAGCGCACCUGGGCUGCCCUGCGUUUGAGAGGGCUAAACCCUGUUAGGCCCGGCCUUCUGCCGCCUAUGCUCGCAACCCUUAAAAAUCAUGGUGUGUUGCGAAUUUCGCAGUUUUUACACAAUCCACAAUCACAAUUUUUCUCAGGACCCUAGUGAGAUGAGAUAUGUAUGUACCUGUUUAGGUUAGCUGUGUGUUUUGGUCUCCAACUACUUAAGUGCAAGUCUGCUUAGCAAAAGAAUGGUAUGAUUGCAGACCCAGGAGGCACCAGUUGCUGAGUGGGUGGGGGGAGAGCUGCAUGCUCCCCAGUGGACCAGAAGUGCUUCCAGUCCACUUCCAGAUCUGCUGCCGAGUACGCUGGGGACCACCCCCCACCCCCACCCCCCCGUACACUCCUGUGGGACGCUCCAUCCGCCCCACCAUCGGCAUUCACGAGCUGCCUGGUACUUUGAGGUAUGUAGAAAAACCACUUGAAGCUGUGUCUAUGUCUGAAUCGCCAAAUCUUUCUGAUUCAAUUUGGAGAAAUUAAAAGGUAUCCUGAUUUGAUUCAGAGAUUUGGCCACUAAAUCAGGCUGAAUCAAAUCAGCAACCAAAGCUUCACACAGCCCUAAUAGGCAACUGUAUCCUUUGCAUAACUUUCCUCAGUCAUGCUGCCCUUUUACAGCAGCCAGUUCUGGCCUGCUAUGAGAAGACCCACCACAGCAGCAGUCAGUUACAGAAUGAGGGUAUAUGGGUAGUAGGCAUGCUAGAAACAUGCAUUGCCUACAAAUCUGAUUGUUUUUUAUAAGCAGUGUCUCCUAUAUAUAAGAGUUUUAGAAUUACUUGCCUUAUUUUUGUACUCACUGACCUGGGCAGUUCUUUAGUCUUAUUAAAUAAAGAUGAUUUCCUAUUUUU
Molecule: messenger RNA, 5965 nt
Organism: Alligator mississippiensis (American alligator)
Lineage: Eukaryota; Metazoa; Chordata; Crocodylia; Alligatoridae
Gene: POFUT4
Product: fucosyltransferase 11
Exons: 3
Coding region: 80-1555 (491 amino acids)
Cellular component (GO): Golgi membrane
Molecular function (GO): alpha-(1->3)-fucosyltransferase activity
Source: RefSeq, a predicted model, not a curated record